AUGGAAUUCAACGGCGUCGUUUUGCCUAUCCAGACGAUCACAACAACUCGUACAAAGCUAUCUAAGAUGCAGAAAGAAAAGGAAUAUAUUGUUCAUUGGAUCUUCAAAUUCGCAGGACGACGUAAAAUGGGUUUCUUGACUCUCUUCUUAAUCUCCACUCUCGUCUUCGGUCGACUACUUUACAUCUGGAAAGGUGAAGAUGCUCAAAAAAUUCAAGUUCCUCGGAGUUUACAUAUCAAUAGCAUUACAAAUAAACAGCAAAUAAGCAAUAUACAUAAUAAUCUAUCUUACGUGGGUAAACCUGUUAAACCGUAUCGACCUCGACCUCCUCCAUAUUUCCAUGGAUACACACUUCCUCAAGACCAUCCUUGUAACAGAUUCACUUUACCUCCUCCACCAGCUGACAAAAAAAGAACCGGACCACGCCCAUGUCCGGUUUGUUACCUUCCACUAGAAGAAGCAAUUGCUUUGAUGCCAAGCUCACCUUCGUUUUCUCCUAUUCUCAAGAAUUUAACAUUUAUACAUGAGAAUCCACUAAACCGGAAGACAGAGUUUGGAGGGUCAGAUUUUGGUGGUUAUCCAACUUUGAAACAAAGGAGAAGAACUUUUAACAUCAAAUCAUCCAUGAGUGUGCAUUGCGGAUUUGUCAAAGGACCUGAACCUGGAAGAGGAACAGGAUUCGAUAUCGCUAAGACUGAUAUUCUUGCAAUGAAACGGUGUCGAGGGAUAGUUGUUUCUUCAACAGUAUUUGAUGCUUUUGAUGAUGUGAAGAGUCCAAGCAAUAUAAGUAAAUAUUCGGAGCAAACGGUUUGCUUCUUCAUGUUUAUUGAUGAGAAAACAGAAUCAAGCUUGAAGAAAGACAAAGGCUUUAAUAGAACCACCAAGAAAGUAGGAUUAUGGAGAAUUGUUGUUGUUCAUAAUCUUCCUUACACUGAUGGAAGACGCAAUGGAAAGGUGCCGAAGCUUCUUGUCCAUAGGCUGUUUCCAAAUUCGCGGUAUUCAAUAUGGAUUGAUGGAAAGUUGGACCUUAUGGUGGAUCCAUAUCAAAUUCUUGAGAGGUUCUUGUGGAGGGCAAAUGUCACGUUUGCGAUCUCUAGACAUUACAAACGUUUUGAUGUGUUUGUGGAAGCUGAAGCUAAUAAAGCUGCUGGUAAAUAUGCUAAUGCGUCUAUAGAUUUUCAAGUGGAUUUCUACAAGAAGGAAGGUUUAACACCUUACUCUACUGCAAAGCUGCCAAUCACAAGCGAUAUACCAGAAGGAUGUGUCAUUUUAAGAGAGCAUGUUCCAAUUAGCAAUCUAUUUACUUGCCUUUGGUUCAAUGAAGUUGAUCGUUUCACUUCUAGAGAUCAAAUCAGUUUCUCAACAGUAAGAGACAAGAUUUCUGCUAAAACAAAAUGGAAUGUGAGCAUGUUUCUUGACUGCGAAAGACGCAACUUUGUGUUUCAGAGAUAUCAUCGAGUAGAUCAAGAGAAGUUGAAGAAGAAACAAGCUCCAGUGGCCAUUCUUCCUCCGCCGUCACUGAUCAGCAGCGAGUUGCCUAGAAAGUUGUCGAAUGUGAGUCAAGUCGUGAGCAUAACGCCGCCUAAAACGCGGGGAAGAGACAAACAGUCGAGCUCAUCAAGAAGUAACAGAAACGCUACUUUGCAUGCAAGAUCACCAGGGACAGCUUAA
Microthlaspi erraticum is the source of this 1671-nucleotide messenger RNA. Lineage: Eukaryota; Viridiplantae; Streptophyta; Magnoliopsida; Brassicales; Brassicaceae. The record is from the annotation of a GenBank genome assembly.